AUGUAUUGGGGAAGCAAUUGCGGGGAUGAGUUCAGAAUACGAACCAAAUCGUGUGGACACACACCUGGAUUAAUUUCAAGUCGUGUUGGAGAAUAUGACACUGAUGACAGCGUUGAUCAGUUGUUGGAAGACCUGGAACGGCUCUUAGCCACUGUGCGUCUUCUAAAAACCAGAUAUCAAGAUAGGCAUGUUGAAUCGAACACCUCUUCCGAUAUCGAAUCGCCACACCGCAGUUGUCCUGUUCAUUAUUUAGGGCACGCUUGUCGUCCACGGCUUGUUGUUGACAAAGUUGUUGUUCAGCAACUGCCUGAAGAAUCCAUGAAAUGGGUAGACAUUGCAAGAAUUCUUGGAAUUUCCCCCAAGACUUUGAUUCGUCGACGCAGGGAAUUUGAAAUGCCCAUUGGUGCUGAUGCCUUCACAUGUCUUGAAGAUGGUAAUUUAGACGGACAUGUACGAGAAAUUUUGCGAAUAAAUCCUGAAGCAGGUACCGUAUAUUUUAAUAUGUGUAACACAACCCCAGGGACGCCGGAAAGGGAGGGCGCAUCGCCCCCCUCCCCCCUUGUCCUUUAGUAAGGGGGGGCAGGGCGAAAGUGCCCUUAGAUAAAAAUUCUAACCCAAAAAAUAUGAGGUACAACGAUUAAAAAGUAUGAAUUACGGGUGAAAUGGACGUCAUAUUGAUAUAUACGUGAAAUUUUCUGGAAUAUUGUGUCAAAAAUUAGGUUAACUUUUAAAACAUUUUUGCCCUUGUUUUUCCGGAAUAUUUUUUGCCCUAGUUUUGGUGAAUUAAAUUUUUAUUUAAAACAUUUUUCGUAAACGAAAUAUAAGUUUGUGAUUGGCCUUACGUCAACAUUGCCCCCCUGUGCCCUACCCUCGCUCCGGUGUCCCUGCAUAAUCCUAUAAUUAUAAAGUAGCAUGAAAUUAACAUCCCUGUCUAAUAACGCUCGAUUUGCAUGCUUCUCUCUAAAAGUACGAAAACGUAAUACCGAGAUGAUUAUUAGAUAAUUUACAAUAUGACGGAACUUGUCAAUACAGGUCACUCGAUCGCUUGUGCUUUUCCUAGGGCUUCGUCUAGUUGAAGGAGGGCUCAGAGAAAAGAAAUUAAAGAUUCAACAGAAUCGUGUUCGGGAAUCUAUUGCACGAGUUAAUCCUGUUCUCUCAGCAGUGAGAGGACACAGCUUCAAGAUUGUCAGGUAG
This is a messenger RNA of Paramuricea clavata, 1194 nucleotides long. NCBI's taxonomy places the organism in Eukaryota, Metazoa, Cnidaria, Anthozoa, Malacalcyonacea, Plexauridae. The record is from the annotation of a GenBank genome assembly.